AAAUCAGGUAUUAGAGAUACACUGGUGGCCACAUUGGGCUACUGAAGUUACUGCAUUAAAAGCAGGUUUAAACUUGUGACACAAUUAUUGCUGAUGUUGGGAUGCUAAUGAGGCUUGCAGGAGGUUAAAGCUGCUGGUGCAUGCCCCAGAAGAGUUUCUGGUUUUCAAGAUCUGGGAAAUCAGGUGUGCUGCCUUUCUGAGAAUUCGUGUCAAUGAAAGCCCAUGGUGUACUGGAUUGAUGCAGCUUUUCAUAAAUAAUGUCAUAAAUUUUUAAGAUCGCUAGAAGUGUACUCUUGUCUCCCUCUUUGAAAGUGACUGUUUGAGGUGUCUUGUGAGACAUCUUAAAAGAGCAACACUACAAAAAAUAGAAGGAUAUGAAUCCCUAUCAAAUCUGCAAACACAUCUGAGAUCUCUGUACUUCUUUUUACCUCUUUUUUUACCCCAUCAGAAAGAGCCCUGUUCAGCUGAGUUGGUCUGUGAGGAAUUGCUCUUUCAUACCUUGGAGUGUCUGAGUCGCUGUUACUGAACUUUGCCCCCAGGCACUUGUCCUGUAGUAGCCAAGUAUCACCAAACACUCCACUCUGACUGAAGUCCACAGCAGUUACCUUGCACAGCUGUCAUGGGGGAGUGAAAACAAGUCUUGGACCAGGAAAACCGCUCUGGAGUAUUUGCUUUGAAUUUUUAGUUUUGUUUGUUUCCGAUGUUACCUUUGAGCACUGGCAGAAAAGUUGAUUCUGAGAGCCCUGAUACUCCUUGUUGUCUAACCUUGUGUAAUUAUCAGGGUUUUGCAUUACUUAGUGUUUCCCUGGGUCUCAUUUUUCCAGCAUCAGGUGUUGAUGUAUCUUUGAUUCUUGGGUACACUUUGCUGUAUUUUAGCAUUGUUUUACAAUACAUGUACUUUACUAAAGGCUUCUAAUGUGACAACUAGAGUAAUUAGGAAAUCCAAAUGGCAUCAUAACUGAUGCAUUGCUACUCUCCUGCUAGCCCAGUGAAGGCAUCAUGGAUUUUCUUCUUGCCUGAUAACCCAACUAUUUGCAAUUGCUGUACACACACAUGCUUGUUCAAGUAUUUGUUACCUUCUAUUAUUUUAAAUUAUAUUAUUUCCUUGUUGACAUUUUUGCUAAAUUGUGCUGAAAACUAGGUUCAGAAAUUUAGUAUCUCCUUAAAGCACAGAUACUCAUAGAGUUAAGAAUGAAAUAAGAAAAUUUUCUAAAUUCUGACAAACUGUGCUUCUGUGAUUGAUUAGAGGAGGUUGUGUUUAGAACAGACCUCCUGUACAAAAAGGCUGCUCUUCUGCCUUCUGAACCAUUCCCAUAGAGGAUCAGAAGAACCACAGGAGAGCCCUCAUACCAGAUUUGUGUCUUACUAAUCCUGCCCUUGCAGUCUUAAGCAACUGGUGCUAGAACUUGUCAUCUGUAUAUGAAUGUAAGCCCUUGUGCAAACAUCAGGGAGAGAGGGCUUCAGAUGUUAAUCUGGCCGGUAGAAAGGGUACAGGAAGGAUCUGAGCAAUCCUUGAGUCCUUGAAAACAUUUGGAAAUACUCUAGUGGCACCAGGUUAUUCUUUAACACUUAAGACAACAAAGGGUCAAUUAAUUUCAGAUAGUCUAGGGAGCCAAGAAUCAGAGUUCAGCCAUAAGGUUUUGUCUGGAGGAAUGAUUCUCUAUUUUUUUGAAAUUUUUUAAAAAUUGAAAUAGCAAUUAAUUGACUCGGCUGUUGUCUUACAGGUGCUAUUCAGGGUUAGAGUUAGCAUCCUGCCGAACUGCAGUCAGGUAGCUGGUGAGUGCUGGAGGCAUCCUGCCACACUCCCAGCCGUGCAGGGGUGCACAGAGCUGUGUGGCUCAUGCUCUCCCUGGGUGUGAGGACUCACAAGACACAGCCCUUCUGUUCCUCAAUGGCUUGUAUCUAAACAAAGUGUUACAGGCAGCUGCACUUCAUUGACUAGUAAGAAAUGAAUAAAAGAGCAGUACAAAUGAGGGUUGCUCUGUGAAAGUUAUACUAAAAUUCACAGGAGCUUUUAACAGAGAUACUGUCAGCAGUUUUGAUUCUUUCUGGGAGAGAAUCCUUCCUGGGCCUUCUCUUAGACCUUAAAAUAAGUCAGAAUGAUUCAGCUAUUUUAUAACAAUUGCUAUUAAAUUUCAGGAAAUGUGCAUCUAGCAUGUGCUGUACCACCUGUAGAGUGUACAGGCUUUGCUGUUUUAAGAGCCUGGGCUUCUGAUGAUGGCUUUAUGCAAUUUGUGACAAUGCUGAGAAUGUGGCAUCAAGAGACUUUUUAUACUCUGCCAGAUAAACUGCUUGCCUUGAAUCUCCUUCUGCUUCCUGAGCCCCAGGUAUAGGGAAUUUGUAGAUCUCAGAGCGAGGAUGUGCUUCCACAGCCCUGCCCCAGCCCUGUGUGCCCGUGUGUAGCAGUUCAUUGAGGGAAGUCUGUGGGUGGUGCCAAGGCAGUAGCGACCUCAUUGGUGCCUCAGGUAUUUUGCAAUUUUCAGGUCUGAUGUUUUUUUCCAAGUGUAGAGGCAGUGUGAAGAGAGGCAUGCUUUCUUUUCCAGUAGUCAUUGCGAGGUGACGUGUGCCGAGGUAAGUGGGCUGUAUUUAUAUUGUUGGACAAAGUGCACUGGCAAUUGAAUGCUGCUGAUUUUCACCUAAGACCAGGCUGGAGAGAGCACUCUUGCAGGAGCCUUGAUCUCUGGGAGUUCUGAAGGCUGAAAAAAAUCACAGAUCCCAACAUUUUUUACCAUGAAGAGCUCCAGAAAUGUUUUCUAUCUUCUCUUCUUUCAUGCUGGUAAGUGUCCUCCAAAUGCUUUUUCUGUGGCAUGGGAACUCUGUGGGAUGUGAGAGCAGAAUAAAACUCGAACCACUUCAGAGCCAAUCUCAUAUGGCCAGGAAAAUAAACAGAAGGAAGUAAUAGAAAAGCAGUAGAAAAAGCUGUAUUUAACACCAUGUAUAAAUCUUGAUUCAUUGGUGUCAAAUGUUGUAUUUCUUCAGCACUGAAUCACUUUUUCUGGUUCAAUGGUGUCUGUUUUUCACAACGAUGAGCAGUUCUAUGACACUUUGUAAAAACAGAAAUAAUUGCUUUAUUUCACUUCUUAUGCUCUGUGCAACAUGUUGGCUUUCUCCUGUCACUCACAAAUUGUAUUGGUGAGUGCUUUUAAUUUCACCAGAGAUGUAGGUGCUGCUUUUGAAGCACUCUUCACUUCUUCAGAAAAGAAAUGGUCCUAGUUAAUUAUUUUCCUUUUUUUCCCAUCCAUUUUUUUUUCUGUUGAAAGCCCUUGAUACUGUAGCAGUAGCAGCUGUAUACAUAGGCGUUUGAUAAGGUGUUAUACCAUGUAGUAGCAUUACUUUGAGGAGUUUUGGGAUGUUUGUCAGUGACAGUUAUGGGUGUGUUAGGACUCGGAGCGUAUUUCAAAAGGAAGUUGCCUGCUUCUUCCAUUUCAGGCUUUUUAUGUAUCUACUGGUAAACAGAAGGGCCAAAAUUGAGAAUAAACUUGGGUUUAGACACUGACCUGAUGUUUUAAGCUGGUUUUCCUUGGCAGUAGAAAGAGAGGCUAACUGCAGGCCUUGUCUGAUCAAGCCCAGUUCAUAUGGGCUAACUUGUAAGGAAGGGGCCAGGAUAUUGCCCAGAUCUGACUUCCCUCUAACAACAAAAUUCGGCAAUUAAGCAAUAAAGACUUGGUUUUGAUGAGUGAGGAAAAAACCAAGAGAUUCAUGCUGUUUCACUAUUUCGGCUGAAAUAGAGAGCUAAAUGAACUUUGUUUCAGGUAUAUGGCUAAUGAUUUUUUCAUACAGUUCAUGCUUUAACUCUUGUGUCUAUAUGUAAAAUCAGAAUGCUGAGGCUGAAAAAUAGCACUUAGCACACACUGAGAUGCUGACUCCUCAGUUUAAUUUCUAUUUGCUUAUGUUUACAAAAAGAAGACCCCAAAACUAAAACCAGAAUUUUUCUUCCAAUUCCAAGGAAUUAAUGGUGAAAAUUUCACCCCAACAGAUGAGGUAGUACAGACAUUAAGUUUCUGUGAGGUGUAUUUUUAUCAUGACCUGUUGUGCCUUUCUCCCGACCCUCUUGGUUUUCAGAAUUCCUGCAACUCAGAGUUGGGCAGUUGUUUCUCCCUCUACUGGCAUAUGCUGCCAUGAAAGCUUCCUGUAAGCUUUCCAAGUCUGACUUAGUGUUUGUUGACAGCAGUAGAGUUGGCUCUUGUUGCAGAGGAACAGCAAGCCAAACCCACUGUUUCACUAUUGGAUCUUUUGGCAUCAACAGUCUUGUUUAGUCUGCAGGCACUAAGUCAGAAGUUGUGCACCGAGCACUAUCGGGCACCAGUGGAGUCAUUUUUAACUUGCACGGUCAGAUGUGGCAUCUCAGCUGCAUGGCACUGGGGGGAAGCAGGGGGCAGUUAGAGGUGUUAGAAAACCACAUGAUAAAUGGUUUACAACAGACUAGAGCUUAAAAAUGGAAAUUGUAGACAAGCAGUGGAAUGUUUGUCCCUGCUUACGAAAAUGACCGUGCCUGUUUGUCAGUGUAACCCACGCUCGUGUUUCCAUUUCACCGCACUGUCUGCGCACGAUGACAUCUCCCUACAAAAGCAACCAAGUGUUUGUAGCUUUGGCACUUAGGAGGGUGACGUUUGGGGCCACUGAAAGGCACCUUUCUUUGCUAAUUAAUGGAAAUCUCCACUACUCAACAUGAGUCUUUUCAUUCAUGGCUCUGCCCUCCUCUUUUCCUGACUGUGGUUAUGAUCUCUUAUGAAAGACUGUUUUGAAGGGCCAAGUUUACUUUUUAAGUUUUCAUAAUAAACCUAGUGGCAAGGCUUUUGAGCACCUAAGGGCUGGUGCAGGACUCCAGAUACUAACAAGCAAUACUUGAGACAGGAGCUGUCUUUGGACAGUCUCUUUGGUCUUGCAGCAUGCAAUUUUAAAUCAUAAUUUCACGUACUUUUAACUUGAUUAAGAUGGUAUAUUCUGCAAGGUGUUUAAAACAGUCUGGAUGGCCUGAUCAAUUCUAUGCUAGCUGUAUUUCUUAUGUUAAAAACAAAUGCCAUUGGAUUUCAGUUAUCUGAGUCUGAUCUUGUGGUCAGUCCAAAAAAAGUAAAGUAUUCAUGUUAAUUGGAAUGAAAAUGGGAGUCAUCUUUAAGGACUCACAGUGAAGUGAGCCCUGAUUUUUUUCUGUAGAAUGAAAGUUUGUCUCUAAAUGGCAAGCUCUGUUACAAAAGUUCUGAUGUGUUUUGUAAUAUUUUCCCUUGGUGUUGUGUUUGCAGCUUUCAGCCUGGAGCGUGUCCGCUGGUGCACGGUGUCUGAGCAGGAACUUUCCAAGUGCAAUGACAUGAGCAAGGCCUUUGGUGAGGCUGGCAUCCUUCCCCCUCUGGAGUGUACAGCAGGGGGGUCAGCUGCUAACUGUACCCAGAUGAUCAAGGAUGACUUGGCAGAUGCAGUGACCCUCAACGGCCGUUUGAUUUUCCAGGCUGGAAAGGAGCAUGGUCUGAAACCUGUGGUUGGGGAAGUAUAUGAUCAAGAGAUUGGAACUGCCUAUUAUGCUGUGGCUGUGGUAAAGAGGAGCUCCAACAUCACCAUCAACAGCUUGAAGGGCGUGCGCUCCUGUCACACAGGCAUCAACAGGACUGCAGGCUGGGAUGUGCCCGUGGGUUACCUCACUGACACCGGGCGCCUGGCAGCAAUGGGAUGUGACCUUCCAAAAGCUGUAAGUGACUAUUUCAAUGCAAGCUGUGUUCCUGGAGCAAAUGGUGUGAACUAUCCGAAAUCCCUCUGUCAGCUCUGCAAAGGGGACUCACAAGGACAGAACAAAUGUGAACGAAAUUCCCAAGAGCAAUACUAUGACUACAGUGGUGCUUUCAGGUGUUUGGCUGAUGAUGCUGGAGAGGUCGCUUUUGUGAAGCACAGCACUGUGCCUGAAUAUACAGAUGGGAGAAGCCCUUCUUCCUUGGCCCAGCAGUUCCGCUCCCGGGACUUCCAGCUGCUGUGUCGCGAUGGCAGAAGAGCUGAUGUGACAGAGUGGAGACGCUGCCACCUGGCCCGAGUCCCCGCUCGCGCUGUGGUUGUGCGGCCCGACACAGACGGGACAGUUCUCUUCCGGCUCCUAAACCAGGGACAACAAAGAUUUAAUGGGAUGGACGCCAAGUUUCAGAUGUUUGAUUCUGCAGUCUACGGUGCCCAAAAUCUUCUGUUUCGAGAUGCCACCACAGAGCUUGUUGCAAUCACAGCUCAGAAUUACCAGGCAUGGCUGGGUGAUGACUAUCUUCAUGUCAUGGAAGCCCUGAGCUGCAACCCCAACACAGUGCCAGAAAGCCUGAACUGGUGUGUUGUAUCCACUGAGGAGAUUUGGAAAUGUGGUGAAAUGGCUGUUGCCUUUAGAAAAAAGAAUUUGAAGCCAGCAAUUCAGUGUAUUUCAGCCGAGACAAAGGAAAAGUGCAUGGAGCUGAUCCAGAAAAAGGAAAGUGAUGCUGUAGUUCUGGGUGGAGCUGAUAUUUACACAGCUGGGAAGACAUAUGGCCUUGUACCAGCUGCUGGAGAAAGUUACUCUGCUAAUGACAGCAGCAAUGCAUACUAUGCUGUGGUGUUAGUGAAACGAAAUCAGUCCAAUGCAUUCACCAUCAGUGACCUGAAAGGGAAGAAGUCCUGCCACACAGGAUUGGGGAGAAAUGCUGGAUGGAAUAUUCCCAUUGGUAUACUAAUUAAGAGGGGGAUUAUUAAGAACAAAGCCUGUAAUAUUCCUCAAGCUGUGAGUGAGUUUUUCUCUGCCAGCUGUGUGCCCUCAGCUGAGCAGGACAAUUACCCAGCAAAGCUCUGUCAGCUGUGUAUCGGAGACGAGAGUGGAAACAACAAAUGCAGUGCAAGUAGCCAAGAACGUUAUUACAGCUACAGUGGAGCCUUCAGGUGCCUGGUAGAGGAUUCUGGGGAUGUGGCCUUUGUGAAGCACUCGACAGUGUUUGAGAACACAGAUGGUAAAAACACUGCUAGUUGGGCCCAAAAGUUGAAGUCCAGUGAUUUCCAGUUACUGUGUCCAAAUGGUGCCCGUGCUGAAGUCACCCAGUUUGCUGAUUGUCACCUGGCUCAGGUGCCAGCUCAGGCUGUUAUGGUUCAUCCAGAUGUCAAUGUUUUUGCUGUAUAUGGACUACUGGACAGAGCCCAGGUCUACUUUGGAAAUAGCAGCAAUGGAAAUGGAUUCAACAUGUUUGAGUCUUCAACUUUUCAGGGAAAAGACUUGAUUUUUAAGGAUUCUACUCUCGAGAUUGUGCCAGUAGAAGAGAAGAGAACAUACACAGACUGGCUGGGGAGUGAAUAUAUUGAGUCCCUUGAAGGGAUGCAAACACCCCAGUGCUCUGGGGCAGGUAAUAAGAUAACACAGUACUCACUCAUGGCUACUGUCAUUCCCCUGCUUAUUUUAUGUCAGAUACAAGGCUUGGACUAGCACAGUCCAAGUGGGAACUUCCAGGCCACCUCUGUGCUGCCACCUUCUCUUCAGAAAAGCUGCUGUCUGGAUAACAUGCUGUGCUACCGUGUGAAUGCCUCUUCCUGCCUCUUUGCAGGGCAAGUGCCAACAGCAUCUGCUCAUCAGGGAGUGGGGUAGGGCUAGAAGCUGCCCCUGUCUGUGUGCAUGGGGUGGAAUUUGGGGCAGAAACUAGCAAUACAGAAUCAACAUGGUUUACAAGAUCAGUCUAAAACUGGAGCAUCUCUGCCGUUGUUGCUGAUAUUGAACCACCCAGGAUUCCCAAGAACUGUUAGAUGUAUACUGGGUUUCCGACCUGUAGAAAAUUUCUUGGAAGGCAAUGUCAGAACUCCCGUCUAGUGAAUUCUCUCUCUAGUGGCCUCCUGGCUUGUUAUGUUCAGACUCCACAUCCCUGCUUCACACAUCCCACCCUAUUUCUCCUGAGCUCCACUGCUACAGAGAUAAGUGCACAGAGAAUGGACAGGCUGUGAACAGAGACCAGUCCAGCUUCUGCCAUGGACAAAGUCUUCCACCUUCCAGCAGAAGAAAGUGGGGAAAUUUCCAAAGUCACUGGAUGAAAAAGAUGCCCAGAGAGACUGGAAGGGAGACUACCCUUUGACAGAGAAAAGAACAAAGCCAUAUGUGAGCAUCCAGUGAGUUUAUUGACUCUCCACACCCAGUGUUCUCAUGACUGGCCAGAGAUGUCCUGUCAUCUUUAGUUUGAUGCAGCAUUCAUCAAGAACCUCAUGAGUGUCCUUCCACAUGGAGCAAUCCUGAGUGCCUUGUGCAUGAAACUUGUAUUUGCUGUAGGUGAAACAAAGUACUUCACUAAAGUACUUUUACAGUAGAAAGUACUGGCUGUUGCAUUCAGGUUUUAUUUUUAUCCAUAGUUGCACUAACCACAGAUCUUGCUGUGCUGCUGGCAGGCACUCUCCUCCUGACUGCAGAGACCACCUCAUGAUCCUGGGACGAACGGACAUUUGGUGUAAUGAAAACCUGGUAAAGCCAGAUAGUAAUCAUGUAAAUAAGUGAAAAUAGCAAAUAAACAUGAGAAGUAAUCACACUUUAA
Messenger RNA from Catharus ustulatus (Swainson's thrush), 8495 nucleotides. RefSeq names its product melanotransferrin (gene MELTF). The transcript has 14 exons. Gene Ontology annotation, cellular component: plasma membrane; extracellular region; early endosome. NCBI's taxonomy places the organism in Eukaryota, Metazoa, Chordata, Aves, Passeriformes, Turdidae. The record is from RefSeq and is a predicted model, not a curated record. The coding region runs from base 5174 to 7408 and encodes 744 amino acids. Gene Ontology annotation, biological process: iron ion transport.